UUCAGAAAACCGCAGCGGGUGUUUAGGUAAUUCUAUUCCAGCACAUUCAUCACCAGGACCUCCAAGCUAUUUCUUCCUUCCACAUUCAAUUUCAUAAGUGGACUCCUUCCACUAGCAUAGUAGGCUGCGUCUUCUGACUCCUUCCAAAAUAUUUCUUCCUCUAUCAAGACGAACCAGGCAGGUUAAGUUCAUCUCUCAAGGACCGUUUUGCUAUGUACACUGCUGUUGUUGUACUCGCGCAGAAAGCGGGAAUGCAUGUUGUGCGCGUUCUCCUGGUCCUUCUCGCUUGGAGGGUGAGGCAGCAGACUGUGUCUUCAAAACCCACACGUCGGAAGUCACCAGAUCUUGAGAUGGAUGUCCCGCAAUUGAAGCGCCCGCCUCACAUUUUCAAAACUGAUAUUCAAGAAACCCUCCAAUGGCAAAUGGAGAACUCUACGGGGAAGCGACAGGCGAGGGAAGUUCUCUUCAUCCACGAACCAACUCCUGCGCCAACUUAUUGCAAGUUUUCUUAAAAUAACCUUACGCACCUUCGGAGGAAGAACAUAGCAGAAGCAGGUCAAACUCAAGGCUCAAACUCAGGGCAAUGUUAACGUCAACUUAAGAACAUGUCACCGCUUACUGGCCACUUAAAAAAUGCAUACUCGUGCGUAGAACAUGCUCGUAUCAAACGCCUCUACAGAGUGCUACUUCUCUGUGGUGGUGGGUGGUGGUGAGGUGAUGCAGGGAGAAAGCUUCUGUCAGCCUACUCUGGAGUGGCGGCUCGUUGCACCCUGCAAGAGGGGUGGGAGAGAUGAUGGUGGUACAGGAGAGAGAGGGGUGCGCUAACCUUAUUGAUCUGGGAUUGGGGUAGUCCAAGAGCACAACCCACCACAGAAAACAUGCGAGCAUCCCUCAGUAGGCUUCAUUGGGAUGCGCCCUGUACCACGGUAGCCAACAGGAUUAUUGGCGAAGUUACCCCGUGUACUACUUCUCCCCACUUUCGAAAAGAGAGGGCGAGUACCCACUUGCGAUACACACGUCAGAAAUCAGGUGCAUUUCGUUCACUCGGCGUUUCAGUAGAGAUACCGCUAUCAUUGUCUGGUUACUUACACACACAGCGGCGAAAGCCCCGAAGAUCUCAAUUGUGCUGCGUUAUAUUCCAGAUACUGCGAAGCACAAGACAGGUAAGCGGUGCUCGGACGACUUCGACUGCGUGCAAGUCUUGGGCCAAGUGUGCAACAUCGAGAAGCAAGGCUCGACAGGAACCUGUCAGUGCCCCGACACCACACCUGUUCGUGUAGUGGAGCACGACCAGCCAAGAUGUGUCUCUGCUCGCCUGAUCUUCGAAGACUGCGCGGACACCGCCGAAUGUGCGUUCCUCAACCCUUAUGUGGAAUGUGUGAACCAGAUCUGCACCUGCUCGCCACCGAACGUUAUGAAAAGGAAGGACCUUUGCAUCCCAGAUUCAGCAUCCAGUACUACUUCCCAGACGGCCAACGUGUUUGCCAUGCUUCUCAUGAGCAUCGGAGCUAUCGCAGGCUUUGCAGCUCUUGUGGCCAGGAUCAUAAUUGUCAGAGAAGGCCGACACCAAGAUAGCGACGAAGGACCACAUGGUCGUUAUCGAUGGCGACAUCACGCGGAUGAUCCUCCGAUGGCCCUGUUAAGCAAAGGCAUCAAGCGCAUUUUCAAUGACUGCAAAGAUAAGAUACAAGAUAUGGUACUUCGAAAGCCCGUGCUCUCUCCGCAGAUGCAAAGUCUAAUCGAAAUCCGGCCUACCAGGCCUACCAGAACCUCCCAUGAGAGCACGGUUGUGGUCGAUGUCCACGUGCCAUACGAACCGUUGGACUUUGAGGACAUAGCUUCAUUGGAAUCUCACCUUCGCAGAGCAACGCGACUGCUUUCUCAAGAAGCGUCUCCAACAACAGCAAAUACUUCAUUGGGAGCGACAACAUCACACAGGUCGAAGAUUACUAAGAAGUCAGUCGAGCCGUUGCAACAGACCUCCCCAGUUACCACUCCAAAUAUGGCGACAUCUCUGGAUUCUCAAAGGCAAGCUGACGAUGUCCUUGUGCCGCAUAUUGAACACGCCGAAGUGAAUGCGGACCCACCAUCGCCAAAGCACGGAGACGACGAGAAAAGGCGAGAUUUCAACUUGAACGCGGACCUAAAACACAUUAUGGAGAUAGUUAUAGACCAGCUCUCAAACCCGCGGAGCAGCCCAGCUGGGCUCCGCAGAAUCGAAGGAGACGAAUGCAGAGUAGAAGUUGACGAGGGCAAGUUUUCUGAUACAGUCCGAGCCGUGUAUUCUCGAACUCUCCUCAAGCUACGCCAGAAGCUACACACUAUGGCGGCGCAGGAAGCCCCCAGCGUUGACCAAGUGUCUUUCGGAGAUUCCUGUCGGACGUCCAGCGCUAUUCCAAGAAAUAAAACCGUGGAGCUGCUUCCUUCUCUCGAUAAAGGGUGCGGCGAAGCAAAAGGCAAAACGUACGCGGAUGUGUCCACCCUAUGUCGAAUUCUCCACACUCCACACUCUGUCUCGAACGAUCCACAUAAGCGAAUUCGAAUAAGCGAUACGGUCUCCGAACAUCGGGUCGGUAGAAAUUUUCCGGGGCCUCCAGUCUAUGGUGUUCCUCGCUUGCAGACUCAUCAAAGCACCCCUGCAACCAUCGAUGCUUUUCCUGUUACACAGACACCCGAUCGUCUUCCAAAAAGGUGUUACCUUCUUAGAGACGAACGACAAGAUAAUGCGACGACCGAAUCAUUUCACUCUUGUUCCGACCCCAAUCGUUUUAUGAGACAACAGAAGUUCAUUCCGACGACGACCCUGCCGAUAUCCGAUUCAGCAAAACUGGUUCUGGAGCCGAUUUCGAGUGAUGUGGACCUUCACAAUCGUCCUAGGGAUAGUCUGAAGGCGUACCUUGCAGGCAAGGCUCCGACGGUAGCUACUGCAGAUUGUCCCUCGAUAAAUGAUUCCUUGGAAAACAAUGGGGAGGUUGAUAGAACACAGUCAGGUGUUGGUGGAUUCACAAAAAUGGUACACCCGAGGGUACACUACAUUGACUCUGACAAUGCCUUGCAAGUCAGAGAAGAAACCUCGCUCUGCGGUAUACCAAAGAAGCUUCUUAAGAAGCCACCUAAAAUCGUUUUAUCCCCGAUAAAAGACGAGGUCGUAGGUCUGCAAGCCGAAGAAGAAACGCCACUACUUAACCUGGAAACCUGGAUACCUAAGAAGAAAAGGAACAAGUCAGUUCUUCUACCCCCUUAUUCAAGAAAGAGAGGAGGUUUACAAUAUCACACACAAGAUAGUUCAUUUUCGUUGUCACGACUGGAACUAGGGUCAUACAUGCCUAAUCCGUCGACGUCCAGGCUUCUCAAUAGGUCCUGUACGUACAUUCAUGGUUGGGGUUGCAAAGACGUGCUGCAGAAAGUGGACGCUUGUGACAGAACGCCCGUUGAAGAAAGCAUUGUUCUGUGCUCUUCGGGGCCUUCGAGCGAAGUGAAAGAAUAUGCGCAAUCCUACCACGAAAGAGUGAUUAGGACAGGCACUGCUGCCACAUACGUAGAUCCCACCUCAAGUAGCCUCCCUUCAGAUAUUCAAUGUCCUGCGCUCUUUCUGUUAAAUACACCAAGACAAGAUAUGGCAUGCGAAGAGGUCAAGUUGACAAUCACCGAGAACGACAUCAUCCAGUGCUUAAACAGAGUCGUAGGACCAAAUCGAGCCAUAGCUGUAGAAGAAAACAGGAAGUUCCCAGAAGCAAAAGCUACGCAGGAGGCUGUGUGCGGUUACGACUUGAUGCAAGACGUGCUUUUGAACGAGGACUUCCUAACUGAUCUGGAAGCAUUCAGUCAGCCACUUUCGCGCCUACGAAGAGGCCACUUGAAAAAUAUCCUGAAGGAAAUUUUGGAAGAAGAGUACGCCCAUGUUCUUCAGCUCGCAACACAUGGGGUGCCGUCGAUGCAGAGCACAACGGCUCCUCCGGUGCCUUUCGAACACGAAAACUUGCUAGCGCUCACCCAUGAGCCAUUGGAAAAGGUGAAUAGGGAAAGCUCUGGUACUUCGACACGCAACAAGCUUAUUGCUCCAGAAUCACCAUCAACGAACUAUGUUAAACCAGAGUGUGAAUUUACAACUGCGCGGUCGAGCGGUGAAGCUAACACGGCGGAAGGAUUCGACCUGCAGCCGUCAUCAGGAACUCGGCAAACUUCUUCAUCUUCGAAAGAUUCACCUGGACAAACGACGACCACGGUUACGACAGCUGACAACACGGUUACGCAAGAAACAUCAUCGACAUCUACCAGAAGGUUUUACACGGAAUUAAGCUUCCCAGACGUGGACAUUCAUGGAGCUGAUGGUGACGCCCCCGGGAGUGAGACUUCGUCGUCAGAGGAUACCACCACUGGUGCAAUGACGACUCAGACGACGGAAGAUAGCUUGGAUGAAGACGGUUAUGUUCACUUGGAAGAGAAAGAAAUGACGAAGUUCUUAUCUCAAGUUACUGUCGUUAAUUCAUCAGAAUCUAAUAUAGGGUCUAACGAUUGCGAAAAACCUCGUCGUUCUGUUGAUACGCGAUUCCCAUUUAGCCCGAGAAGGCGACGACCACCUGAAAAACAUCGAGAUCAAGACACUAAAACAAUGAGCUGGGUCCCUCCGAUUCCUAAAUUGCUCCUAAAAGAAUACAGGAAAAAUGUUCUCAAGAACGCAGCAGGAGUACAACAGAUGACACCCGAAGUGACACCCUCUCAACACCACACGCGCGAAGGCGCGAUUGGAAAUAUCGUACCUCUGGAGGAAACGACGUCUUCUCCUCCCGACGGGCAACACCGCCAGAUGGACUGA
This is a messenger RNA of Ornithodoros turicata, 4816 nucleotides long. RefSeq lists its product as uncharacterized. The coding region runs from base 1415 to 4816 and encodes 1133 amino acids. The record is from RefSeq and is a predicted model, not a curated record. The transcript has 7 exons. Lineage: Eukaryota; Metazoa; Arthropoda; Arachnida; Ixodida; Argasidae.